CACAUGACAUUUCAAUGCAAUGCAAAAAAUAAACAAACGGUUCUACCGAUUUUAGCCAAAAAUGUUAAUUGGUUUGAAAAGGACAUCGGUGUUAGCCUUGUAUUUUAGUUUAUUUAAGCCUUCUUCUAUCUCAGCGCAAUUCGCAAACAUGUCCUCUGGUUCUGCUGAUGCCGACAAAUACUCAGUAGCAUAUGUAACGGUGCCCAGCGCAGAGGUGGGGAAGACUCUCGGUCACGGUCUCGUGAAGAACAAGCUGGCAGCGUGUGUCAACAUCAUCCCGCAAGUCACCUCCAUCUACGAGUGGAAGGGGGAAAUCAAUGAAGACAAUGAAGCUCUCCUUAUGAUCAAAACCAGGACUUCUGAAGUUGACCGUCUGACAGAGUAUGUCCGCUCCAACCAUCCGUAUGAAGUGUGCGAAGUGAUAUCAUUGCCAAUCAAGAAUGGAAACCCUCCUUAUUUGAAGUGGAUCGGGGAAAAUGUUAAAGAAAGUCAAUAGAUGUAGGUUCCAGUCAUACAGCCUUAUUUAAAUAUCUACUGGUUUAACUGGCAUAGUUAUUCAGUCUUUUGUCUCAGUUUUGUAGAUCAAAAAGUUAGUUUUAUCUUGAUAAGUUAUAUUAAUAAGUGCAUUUUCUUACUUAUUUUUGUGUUAAUAAAUAAAAAAAUAUUUAUUUUAUGGAUAUCAA
Molecule: messenger RNA, 683 nt
Organism: Plutella xylostella (diamondback moth)
Lineage: Eukaryota; Metazoa; Arthropoda; Insecta; Lepidoptera; Plutellidae
Product: protein CutA homolog
Biological process (GO): response to metal ion
Molecular function (GO): copper ion binding
Source: RefSeq, a predicted model, not a curated record